AUGACUGCCCACUAUAACCAGAACAUUUCCAGAGAGAUUGGUCUUCUCUUCUUUCACAUGAGCCACCACCUUCUCCUCACGAAGUUUCUCGGCCUGCACCCACUCCUUGACCUCGAGACUGCUGAGAAUUUCAUGAGUGAUAUGCAUGAAACCGAGAGAAAAUCCGGAAAUCGAUGGAAUAAAGUUGCCGCGCAGCUCAGGGAAGCCUUGGACGGGCAAGUAGCGAGUGAGGUCGGAGAAGACAUCAUCUGCAAUGAGCGGUUGGUCAAGCGCAACACCGAUAUGAUUGCAUCAAAGCUCGCCGACAACUAUUGGAAAAUAUUGGCACAUGCAGAGAAGCAGGUCUUGGAACUAUGUGCGGCCAAAACCGGAGUAACGUUCAUGGAGAUACUCGACGCCCACACCAAGGCAUUCAAAGACCGUGACAGAGAUGCAUUCCAAGUCGUCAAGCGCAUCGGGAAAAAGCACCGCGAGACUGUCAUGAUGUUCAAGCACGCAUCGGAUUCCUCCAAGUCACACAACAUCAAACUGGCCAACAAACCCAAUGAAGAUGAUGUCACGCUCAACCACCAACCUUCAACUCACAAUCUCAAGAUUGUGAACACUCUGAUUGACCGACUCUCUGCGAUGAGAAAGGAGCAAGGCCUCGAGGCCCUGGCGAUGAGAUGCGCCAAGUCUACCACGAUAGGUAUACUUGUCGCGUGGGGGGUUGAUUCCAUCUAUAUUGAAGAAGAUCAUCUAGCGGUAAGCCUGGAAAAGAUUCGGCUCCUGUAUCAGAUCGGACACCAGCGGAUCAUUCAGCAUUGCAAGGAGAAGGUUCAGGUGUUCUCCGAGGAGAGGAGUCGAGGCGGUCAGCCAGUCACCUGUUCCCAGCUCGUGCAAUAUACCAUUCAAAUCUGUGGGAACAUGGAGAGGCAGACCGCACAAGAUAACGGGAGAAUUCAUUCUGACAUCGUGUCGGACGGACUGGGUUGGAGCAAAGUCACGAAGAAUCAAGACCAGGUCACAGUCCCUGACAGGGAUGUGAGCGGAACAGUGGCGACGGGACGAGAAGAGUGUCAGGAAACGGCAUGUGGGUCAGCAUUUGCAUACUCUUGGCCAUAA
Molecule: messenger RNA, 1104 nt
Organism: Colletotrichum gloeosporioides
Lineage: Eukaryota; Fungi; Ascomycota; Sordariomycetes; Glomerellales; Glomerellaceae
Exons: 1
Coding region: 1-1104 (367 amino acids)
Source: RefSeq, a predicted model, not a curated record